AUGAGGGGGAGGAACAUUAAACGAGGAAGGCGCAUUUCCUCGCUCCUUCGGAAUCCGCGGCGGUCAGCCUCGCGACACUGGAAUCUUUUUCUCCGUUCUCCUCUCUCCAUAUCGGACUUCACAGAGUUAUUCCAGUUAUUCCAUCCUCUUCUUGUUGUCCUUUGCGUUCUUCCUCUUCCUCCUCACGUUGUUCUUCUUCCCUCACGUUUCUCUUCCUUCUUCUCCCUCUGGUUCGUCCUCGCGUUCUUUGUCUUGGCCUCCCUCUUCUUCUCUCUGUUCUCGCUCUUGCUCUUCUUUUGUUCUCCGUUCUGUUCUCCGUCGUAUUCUUCGUCUUGUUCACUGUUUCCUUCUUCUCUCUGUCCUCGCUCUUGCUCUACCUCUUCCUACUCGCUUUCAAUGAUGUCGCGCGCCGUGGUGUCUGGCGUCGGUCGUCUGCCGGCCUCGCAGGUCGCGGGAUGGCGGCUGGCGCCCGUGGCUUCGCUAGCGUUUUCGUCGCCUCGUCUGUCCUCGAUCUCCUCGCUCUCCUCGAUCUCCUCGCUCUCCUCGUUCUCCUCGAUCUCCUCGAUCUCCUCGCUCUCCUCGAUCUCCUCGCUCUCCUCGAUCUCCUCGCUCUCCUCGAUCUCCUCGUUCUCCUCGUCCUCCUACGCAUGCAAUGGUCACUCCUCGCCGGCCGCGUCUGCCCUCCCUUCCACCGAUUCCUGUACAUGGCCACAGACGGAGUUUUCCUCUUCUCGUGGAGGGCCGAGCGUCGCUUCUGCUGUGGCGCUGCUUGCGUCGGAGACAGCUGGGUGUCUCCUCUGUCCUCGCGCGGAGCCUCAGAAGGAAGCCAGGGCCGUGCGUCAGCGAACUGGGCGCUCAAGAAACUGUUCGGACUCCCCCUCUCUCGGCGCUGGCUGUGUCUCUCUCUCUUCAUAUGCGCUGGGCGGUCUCUCUGCUCCCCGGCCGUUUUUGACGUCUCGUGAACGCCCCGCAACCUGCGACGCGACGCCCUCGGCAAGUUGGAGAGACCCUCGUCUCUGUACUUCCACACACUUCAGUCCUCGGCCUUCUGUCUGUUCCUUCUCUCCCCCGCGUUUCUCGAGUUCCGUUCUGCAGUCGUCGGGUGCCUCCUCGCCUCUCUCGUGGAGCGGCUCGGCUGUCUUCUCUCGAGCUGGGUGCGCGGCGUUUGCCUCGCAGCGCGGCGCGCAGUUCGAGGAGGAAAAAAGCCAAGAAGAGACUCUCUCGAAGAACUUCAAAACCGACCUCAUUCGCAUGCAGUGGCCAGCGAUGCGCGACGAAAUGGUCCGCUUCUUCCAGUCACAGAAUGCCAUUGCAUUCGACAAAAUCAGCAAGCGGCAUCCGUCUGCGUCUCUCUCGUCCGACGCCUCCUCUUCGUCCUCUUCGCCUUCGGCGAAUCGUGGAGAGCGCAGGGCGACAGCAGAAGAAGUGGACCGUGAGGAGCAAGGCAAACUGAGUUUCGCGGAAAUGGUCGUCGGGAGCACACGCAGUGCAUGCGGAGUCUUGGGCGCAGGCCGCUCUUCUGCAGUGGACGUCGCAUGCAAGCCAUGGAAGAGAUUUGUGCGCAAGGAGGACAUCCAGAGAGCUGGAUACGUCCCCUGCAUUGUCGAGAAGUACGGCAUCGAAAGGCGUCUCGCCAUCCACCGUGACACACUGGAGGCGCUCGCAUUCGACGAACAGCAUGGACAUCUGUCCUACUUGUUUCAAGCUCGCUUGUUUCGCCUGAGAAUCGGAAACUGGAUUGAGGAAUGCAUUCCAACCUUCGUGCAAGCAGACCCAGUGGCGCGGCGGCUGUACUUUGUGAAGUUCGAGCGACAUGUCGCAGGCAAAAUUUCCGAAGUCGACAUCCCCACAACGAUGGUGGGCCUCCUAGCCUGUCCAGCCUACCAGAGAGGCUACCACGUUGAGCUCGUCAUGCCAACGAUCAGGUGCCAGUGCGUCGGCGCGGAAAUUCCACCUCCCUUCUUUGUCGAUGUCUCGCGUCUUCACUACUCCCCUCCCUACACGGCCAUCACCUUGCAAGAUUUACAGCAUCUUCUGCCGGCGGAUGGAUCGGCGCGGUUUCAUCCCUCGUACGACGCAGCGACGCAGGAGGUCGCGUGGGCGUACGAAGUUGGCUCGCUGCCUGACGCCCCCCUCCCGGCGGACUAUGUGGAUCCGAACUUCGUCGACAGAAAGGGCCAAAAAAUGGACGUUUGCUUCCGUAAUCACUUCCCAAAUUGAGGGGAGGCGGAAGCGGGAAACGCGCGAAACCGAGACACGCCUUCUGCGGUGUAUGUACGCUCCAGGCCGUCGACGUCUCCUCGCGUUUCUUUGGAUGUCUGAGUGGCUCCAGGUGUGCAUCAGGGAAAAGUGGAGGCGUUUGUCCUGGACAUGACAGAAGUGGAGAAAAAAACAUACCGGCGACGACAUGCACUUCCGAAUCUGCCUGAUCCAUCCACAGCAAACAAACCGCUCGCUGACGAGUUGUCAGAGGUUCUCUUUUCGCUCGUUCAAGCCAUGAGGUCUUGCCCUGCUCUGCCGCGCUCCGAUACACGGAUUUGCAUGCCCCCGUCUCUGAACAAACAAAUUCUCUCUGGGCUCCUCAGUUCGACUCACGUCUCCACCCC
Messenger RNA from Toxoplasma gondii ME49, 2606 nucleotides. Its product is annotated as ribosomal l25 family protein. Lineage: Eukaryota; Apicomplexa; Conoidasida; Eucoccidiorida; Sarcocystidae. The transcript is spliced from 6 exons. Gene Ontology annotation, biological process: translation. Gene Ontology annotation, molecular function: 5S rRNA binding. The coding region runs from base 1 to 2220 and encodes 739 amino acids. The record is from RefSeq and is a predicted model, not a curated record. Gene Ontology annotation, cellular component: cytosolic large ribosomal subunit.